AUGUGCUGCUACAAGUGUUUAGGAAACCUAUGUGCCUAUGAAGACAACAAGCGGAGGGAGUUGGUGAUGUUCAGCCUGGAGAAGAGAAGGCUCCAGGGAGACCUUGUUGCAGCCCUCCAGUACCAAAAGUGGGCCUACAAGAAAGCAGGAGAGAGACACUUUAUUAGGGAGUGUAUUGCACAAGGUCCAGAGCACACUUCUCUUCUUUGGCUCAUCUAUCACCCAUGUCAAGGUUCUUGUCAUACCAUUGUCCAGCCCCAGAGAGCUCCCACUGCAAUGUCCACACCCUCCUCCAAUGGGACAGCCACCCCCAUCCCCAGCGCAGCAGUGGGACUGACCCUCCUGUCCGCAGCGAUGGUCAUAGGGCUGCCAGGGAAUGCCCUUGUGUUGUGGAGCUGCGCAGCCACCCGUCGCCGUGGCAUCCCCAUGCUGCUGGUGUUCCACCUGGCUCUGGCCGAUGUGGCCACCCUCCUAACCGGCCCUGUCUAUAUCCGCUUCCUGAGCACCGGUCGCUGGGACCUGGGCCUGGCUGCUUGCCGUGGCUGCAACUACAUCUGUGCUGCCGCCAUGUAUGCCAGCGUCUUCCUCAUCGCCCUGCUUGGCCUGCACCGCUGCCUGGUGGUGUCCCGGCCAUCGGCGGCAGUAGUGGUGGGUGACCGCGCUGCCCAACUGGCCCAUGGGGCCGCGGCAGUCACCUGGCUGGUGGCGUUGAUACUGGCUACUCCCUCUAUCGCCUUCCGGCAUGUGGAGGAUGGGCACUGCAAGCGGAAACACAGCUCCACUGCUUGGCUGGUGACUCACAACCUGCUGGAGACAGGGCUGGGCUGGGCCCUGCCACUGACUGCUGUGGCUGCUGGCUAUGGGCUGUUGCUGCAGCGGCUGCGGCGCACACGACUGGCACGGCGGGGCCGCACGCUGGGGCUUGUGGCCGCUGUGGUGGUCGCCUUCGCUGUCACCUGGGGACCCUACCACAUCGCCAGCCUGCUGGAGGUGGUGGCAAAGCUGCAGAAGGGCAAUGAGCCCCUGAACAGGGUCGCCAGGGCCAUCCGCCCACCAGCCACUGCCUUGGCCUUCCUCAGCAGUGCCUUAAACCCCCUGCUCUACGCCUGUGCUGGCCGGGGGCUGUGCCACACUGCUGGGACUGCUCUCCUGCCCCGGCUUCUGGAGGGCUCCACGGUUUUCCACAGCUCCCGUAAGACCACGGCCAGGGCCACCCACCAGGCAAGGACCACACAGAAAGACAAGGAAAAGGGGUGCCAGGAUGUGACAGUGGAGGACACAGGGACAGGGGAUGGGGGAGCAGCAGUGGAAAUCAUGGGGAUGGGGGAUGUGGGGACAGUAGUGGAGGACACAGAGACAGGGGACAGUGGGAUAGGAAGGGCAUGAUGGUGGAGAAGGCUGUGGAGAGGAGAUGGAUUUUGUGGUGGCCCUAACACAAACCCCUCCCUCUGUUCAUGCCUCUCUCCUUCUCUCUUUCCAACCAUUGCUCCCUCCCUCCUUCCAUGUCUUCAUCACUCCCCUCACCCCAUGGUCCUGGUGAGGCCUGGGCAGGACUGUAACCAAUAAAAGAGGGAUGAACAAGAAAGAAAACAAUUUGGGAUGUUCAAGGGGGCCUCUGGGAUGAUGCAAAAUUUGCCAAUGCAUGCCAUGCGUCUGUGUCCGUCCAUCCAUCCAUCCAUCUGUGCUAGCAUCCAGGAAGGGACCCAGGCAUCCAGGGCAGGGGAACCUGCGUAGGUGUAGACAAGUGACAUGGGUGGAGAUACAGUGUGUGUGUGGAGGGGGGGGGGCACUGUGUGUGUGCUUGUGGGGAGUGCUGGCAGGGGUCAAAUACCCCAAAAUGGGCUCUUGGGGGGGGUCACAGGGAGAUCUUGGGAUAGCUGGGGAGGUCUUAGGUUGUGCUUGGUUGUGCUGGGAGGAACAACCCCAGGCACCAGGAUAUGCUGGGGGCCACCCAGAUGGAAAGGAGCUCUGCAAAGGCCCUGGGGGUCCUGGUGGAAACCAAGUGAAAGAGGAGCCAGCAAUGCUGGAGCAAAAUGCUGGGACUGGAACACAGAAUCCCAGAAUCAUUCAGGUUGAAAAAGACCUAUAAGAUCAUCUAGUCAUACCUUUAAAUCUUUAACCUCCUCAUCUCUCCUGUGAAGAGAGGAUGAGAGAGCUGGAAGAGGAAGGGUCCCCCUGGCAAAGACUUCUGCCACGGAGCACCCUGAAAUAAUUGGAGGCUCAGGCCCUCUCCUCAAGCUGCUCUCUGGUGCAUCCUCACUUUCCUCCUGACCUGCCAGGCAUGGGGGUGUCAGGGAUACUGCCACAAUGGACAGUGGGAAUGGCAUGCCUGGUACAGGGGACCCCAGGUAGAUGGACGCUGGGAAUGAGGAACAUGAGAAAAGUGCGAGAAGAACUGUGGAGAGAUGUGGGGCACUGGACAGCUGGGUUCUACCUGGAGCAGGGGGGUUUGCAGGACGCCCUACCCUUGCAGAUGUGCAGUAAAAGAGACUUCAAAGAUGAUGGGGAGAGGACAUCACCAGGGCAGCUGACCUAAACCUACCACAGGGGUAUUCCAUGCCAUAUAAUGUCACACAGCAAUAAAA
Molecule: messenger RNA, 2585 nt
Organism: Anas platyrhynchos (mallard)
Lineage: Eukaryota; Metazoa; Chordata; Aves; Anseriformes; Anatidae
Source: RefSeq, a predicted model, not a curated record